CAGUGGCGCCUCUAGCGUCAUUAGAAUGGAGAAAUUUUAGUAUGAGAGGAAAAUCGAUCGAUUGCAAAUAGAAAGGAAAAAUACAUUUUAAUGGAAGAAAAGUUACAGCGAUUUUUCCAAAUCAAAAAUGUGCCGUGUGGUGUGAAAAGUGGACGCACGUUUAUAUUCCAAAUAAUGCGUGUGAUAUAAUUUGUUUCAAAUGUGAUUAUUCCAGCAUCAUUGUUUGUGUGUAAAUGUUGUGUGGCACCCAAAAUCCAAAUAACGAGAAAAAUUUUUGUGUGCAGAAAGUCUCAAAUGGAUCUGCGUAUUAUUUAUUAAAGAAAAUUAUAAAUUUUCUCCAUAAAUUGAAUUAAUAGAGAAAUUUCUGUAUAUUGUGGAGCUAAACACUGUGGGCAAAGGCUUUUGGCUGCUGAAGUAUCGGAUAGAAAAUCAACAAAAUUUCCUCCCAGUAUGAAAAUUUUCACUUUGCAUGGAAGUGUUUUUGUGUUGUGUACAAGAAAAUAAUGGCGGAGUAUUCGAGACGAGAGAAAAUUCUGUGAAUAUUUUCUUUUUAUUAUUCUCUACCAAGAAAGUAAACCACAAACUCGUACUGAGUUGGAAAAAUCUAGCCAAGGGCGAAUAAAAUAGUAAAGAGUUGCUUGAGGAAAUGGCAGUGAAUUGAAUCAAAUUGGUCCUCAGCAAAAUUGUUAAUCAGCCAAAUAGAUUCUCUUAACUAUUCCUGGUCCCAAGAAAAUAUCCAACUCGAAUUGUUGAGCACACAGCGAAGAAUAUCAAUCUCGGUCUCUUUUGGUGUUCGCGUGUUGAGAAGAGGAGGUUCCGGGCUGCUGAUUCUGUCGCUUUGGCUACUGCAUCAAUUGACAAGAGUGUGGAACACGAGGGGAGAGAGUUGGACGUCUUCAAUCGACUGAUAUAGAAAAAAAUGUCUUUCCCUCGCAAUCAGCUCAGUGCUUCCACAAUUCCACUGAUAUUGUCUCUCAUAGUCCUGUCCAGUACUGUUCAGAGUAUUCAGGGUGUAUGGCAGGAGAAUGUGAGGCCCAAGCUGUACGUUGAACUGGGAUCUGAGGAAAUACUCAGGUUUCAGGGCAAUGACACGACAAUUGAUAAUUUCAAAUUGAUGCUCCGUGAUGGGAAUAGUUUGCUCAUUGGUGCCAGGAAUAUUGUUUACAAUUUGAGUAUAUCGGAUCUGGGAGAGCAGCAGAGAUUGAUUUGGUAUUCACCAGAAGAUGAUGUGAAGAUGUGCGUCGUAAAGGGGAAAGAUGAGGAAGCUUGCCAGAACUACAUUCGUGUCCUCGUGGUUCCGAGUCCAGGAAAGUUGCAAGUUUGUGGCACAAAUUCAUUUCGACCUAUGUGUCAUUUGUAUCAGAUAAAUGCAAACAAUUAUACAUUGGAAAUGGAGAAACCCGGUCAAGCGGUAUGUCCGUAUGAUCCGCAGCACAAUUCUACAGCAGUAUUUGCCGACAAUGAACUGUAUUCGGGCACCGUAGCUGAUUUCAGUGGCAGUGAUCCAAUAAUUUAUCGCGAACCUCUUCAGACGGAACAAUACGACAGUCUCAGCUUGAAUGCACCAAAUUUUGUUAGUUCGUUCACGCAGGGUGAUUUUGUGUACUUCUUUUUCCGUGAAACAGCUGUGGAAUAUAUAAAUUGUGGAAAAUCUGUAUAUUCACGUGUUGCCCGGGUUUGCAAGUGGGACAAGGGUGGACCACAUCGAUUUAGAAAUCGAUGGACUUCAUUCUUAAAGUCACGGCUAAAUUGCUCGAUGCCCGGAGAUUUUCCAUUUUACUUUAAUGAAAUACAAUCUGCAAGUAAUUUGAUUGAGGGUCGAUAUGGACAUACAAAUUCAAAAUUGAUUUAUGGAGUUUUUACAACACCACCAAAUUCAAUUCCUGGUUCGGCUGUUUGUGCUUUCUCACUGCAAGACAUUGCGGAUACUUUUGAGGGGAAUUUUAAGGAGCAGAGCGGCAUAAAUUCCAACUGGUUGCCAGUGAAUAGUGCAAAAGUACCAGAUCCACGUCCUGGAUCUUGUCACAAUGAUUCACGCACGCUGCCUGAUCUUACGCUCAAUUUCAUCAAGACGCAUUCGCUGAUGGACGAAAAUGUGCCAGCCUUCUUUGGGCAGCCAAUUCUAAUACGCACAAGCACAAUGUACAGAUUUACCCAAAUUGCGGUUGAUCCGCAAAUUAAGACACCAGGCGGAAAGACAUACGAUGUGAUCUUCGUUGGAACUGAUCAUGGAAAGAUAAUAAAGGCAGUUAAUGCUGAUUCAGCAGAUUCAAGCAAGAAGGCAACAUCUGUUGUUAUCGAAGAACUUGAUGUUUUGGCAAAAAGUGAACCAAUUAGGAAUAUGGAAAUCGUGAGAACUGUUCAGUAUGAUCAACCCAAGGAUGGGAAUUAUGAUGAUGGGAAGUUAGUGAUUGUGACAGACAGUCAGGUGAUUGCUGUGAGGUUGCACAGGUGCAAUAGCGAUAAAAUAACGAGUUGCAGUGAGUGUGUGGCUCUACAAGAUCCCUACUGUGCGUGGGAUAAGAUUCAGGGCAAGUGUCGGUCUCAUGGGGCACCUAGGUGGAUGGAAGAGAAUUAUUACUACCAGAGUGUGGCCACAGGGCAGCAUGCAGCAUGUCCAUCGGGUAAAAUGACAUCCAAAGAUGCAAAUGCAGGUGAACAGAAAGGAUACCGCAAUGACAUGGACAUGAUGGACUCACACAAUCGUCUGAUGAAGAAUCAACCGAGUGGGGAGGUGAUCAAUAUUAUGCAGGACAGUAAGAGCUUCGAUGGUACUGGACCACAAAUAACUCCAGACAUUAUGACAGCUCAGUAUUCAGUGGAGACACUUGUAAUGGCUGUUCUGGCUGGAUCGAUUUUUGCUCUGCUUGUUGGCUUUCUCACUGGUUACUUCUGUGGUCGACGGUGUCACAAAGAUGAGGAUGAUAAUCUUCCAUAUCCGGAUACUGAAUAUGAAUACUUUGAGCAACGUCAAAAUGUCAAUCGGAUUCAGACAGAACCAAAACUUCUGCCACAAGUUGAUGAGGUGACAUAUGCUGAGCCAGUGCUGCUACCUCAAACAUCCAGUCAGAAUAAGAUGCAAAAUUCUCCCAAGAGCACUCUCCGGAAGCCAAUGAGCCUUCAUCAUGGUGGCAAUUCUGAUGCUCUUUUCCAAUUCCAACCUGAUGGCUACAAUACACGCGACACGUAUCGGGGACGAGAUAAUUUUGGAACUUUGCGAUCACAUCAAGGCGACAAUUACCGCCGUGGCGAUGGUUUUUCCACGACUCGAAGUGUGAAAAAAGGCUUAAAUACAAAUGCAAGAAACAGAAGUCUCGGUCGACUAAGGAGGCAGCCGCCCCGACAUGGAAUUGCGACUCAACAUCGUUCCGAUAGUCCACAAAAUUCAAGUUCAGGCUCAUCACCAGUCAUGUCGCACAGUAGCUCGAGUCCAGCACCACCAUCGAGUAGCCCAAGCCCUCAGGGCAGCCUGAAGAACUGUAGCUAUAUCUAUCGCGAUUGAUUAAUAUGUGACGCCGUCGAUUCAACAUCAUUGUCACCAGUGAAGACAUCAUCGAAACAGUUGAGAAAUGCCCUCAAUGUCACGUGGAAUAAUUUGUGGAUGAGAAGAAAGAGGGACAGGUCAUCAUCAUCCAUAUGGACGCACAAUAAUCUAUUAAUGGAAAAUAUCAUUGGUGACUGUGACAUGAGAUCAUCAUCUUCAGCAUCCACCAUUCCCAUUGAUGAGUUCGUGAUGGGUGGACACGAGGGUGCCAGUGGUGGGAGAUGUGGGGGAAAAAAUCGACGCCGCAAGAGUAACAAAGCUAAUACAUGUGAUCCAAGAGAGUGUGAGUUGCUUGUUGUUAAAGCAUCAGACUGGGAUGACGAAAAAUGAAUUCUAACAUGAACUUUUAUUAUAUAUAAAUAUUAUUAACAAGAAAAAAAGGGAGAUAAUUCCAAAAUUAAGUGAGAAUGUGAAGAAAAAUUUUCACAAAGUGUGAGUUAUAAAAAGUGAGCAGAAAGGCAUAUUUAUUGAGGGCGAAAAUGAGUUUUUUUUUUUUAAUUUUGAAAAGGCAGGUGUAGAUAGAUUUUUUUAACCAAAGAUUUUAUAGUGCAUUUAUUAUUAAUUCUUUCGAACUAACUUUUUGACCUAUUUUUUUUUAUUUUGAAAGAAAAUUAUCUUCAUAGAAGAAAAUCCCCGGAGUUUUGUAUAGAUUGUACAUUUUUUUUGCAAUUCAUUUGCGAUUUUUGUAUGUUUUGUAAAAUAUAUUUAUAUAGGCAUUACUUUUAUUUUAUUAAAAAAAAAUGAGGUAUACAAAAUGAGCUUUGUUUUUAUAAACAUGUUUUUAGAACUGUGAAUGAGCAAAACGACUAGUUCUAGGAUUCGCUCGUUAUCUGUUUUGAUAACAAUAGCACUGAGGAAUAAAGAUAUUUUUUGUGUUUCUUUUUCUAGUCAUUGUGCUCAUUUUACAUUGUGCUCACAGUCUAAAAGCAUUUUAUAAGACUAAAAUAAUUGGGUAUGCUCCAUAAUUUCCAUACUAUGAGCAUUAUGACCAGCGCACAAUAAGUUUUGUUUAUAAACAUGUUUUCAAAUUUUCCCAUGAGAAUGAGCGAGAUGACUAGAUCUAGAUCUCACUCAUUCUCAUUCAAAUGUCAAAAACAUGUUUACUAAACAAAACUUAUUGUGCGUUGGGCAUUAUGCCCAACGCACAAUAACUUUUAUUAUGUAAACAUGUUUUUGACAUUUCAGUGAGAGUGAGUGAGAUCUAGAUCUAGUUAUCUCGCUCACUCUCAUAGGCAAUUUUGAAAACAUGUUUACAAACAAAAGUUAUUGUGCGUUGGGCGGGCAUUAUGCCCAACGCACAAUGACUUGUUUGGAAACAUGUUUUCAAAAUUGUCUAUGAGAGUGAAAGAGAUGACUAGAUUUAGGUCUCACUCACUCUCACUGAAAUGUCAAAAACAUGUUUACAUAAUAAAAGUUAUUGUGCGUUGGGCACUACACAGUUGACGUUGUUUUGUAAAUAUUUUCUUCGAGGUGCGUAAAGUUAUCUCGUUCACUUUCAUAAGCAUCUUCGAAAAGGUUUACAAAACAAAAAUAAAUUGUGCUUAUUGCAUUAUUCAUACCCAUUUACACUAAAUUUCCAAUUUUGUUGGGCAAAUAAAAAGAGCAAAGAUGGUAAAAAUCAAGUAAUAUUAAAAGUAUAAAUGACUCACUAAAAAAGGAAGAAAAAAAAAACAUGCAAGUGAAAAGUAAUCUAAAAAAGGGAAAAAAUUAAUGAAAUAACUUUAUUAGAAAUUUUAUUAUACAAGGUAAAAAGAAACUUUUUGAAACACAAGUAAUAAAUAAAAAAAAAGAAAACAAAAAUGAUAUAAAAUAAUUCUAAGACAUAUUCACGCAUAAUAUUGUUACACUUAGGAAAAAAAUGAAAAUUUUGAAUAUAAAAAUCAAUAUUGAUGCAUUAAAUUACACAAAGUUUUCGGUUUAAAGUUGACGUGGAUGGAAAACAAGUGAAAAAAAAACAAACAUUUAAAUAAUCUUUUAAAUAGAAUUUGCUCUUUUAUAGCCAUUUAGUGUGGAAACGAAGGAUAAUGAGAAAUAUUUAGUGGUGAAAGAAAGAAAAAAAAAAAUGAUACAAUUUAAUAUUUAGUGAAAAGAAUGAGAAAGACAGAAAGUCGCGAGAAUAAUAUUUAAGAAGAAAAAAAAAACAAGUAAAUAAUAUACGUAUUGAAAGAGGACGAUGCAGAUAGAAGGAAAAAGUAACAUGCAAAAAAAGGGGAAAAUUGUACACAAAAAUUAAAAAAAGAGAAACUUAGGACAAAGAAACGAGUUGAUAUGAGAGAAAACCUCAUAUAUUUUCUUUUCAAAGCUAAAUAAAAUUAAUUCUAAGCUAUACUGAAAUAUUGAAGAGCGCAGGAGCAAAUGAUAAAAAAAUGCAAAUAGAACGAUAAUAUAUUUAAUCCAAAUGAUAUAAAAAAAAGACAGCAUUAACAAGCCCAUUAAUACUAUUGAAUAGCAAAAAGAAAAACAAUUACGUGUAAAUACUGAAUUUAAUUACAAAGUGCAGAAACAAUUCAUCCACCCAUUUGAGAAUUUAUAGCAUCUUCUUUUUACGAUGUGACACCUUUUGAAGACUUUUCUUUCUCUCUUAAAUAAAUUGUGUUUGUUGCCCUGAAAAUGUCGCUGAUUGAUCUUACUUCUCUCUAGUUCUAAUACUAGGAAGAGAAGGAAUAUAAUUUAAAUCACACCUAAAAAAAAUUUAAGACAAGCAAUGAUAAGCCCUAUUGAACUUAUUUGAGCAAUGAUUCUUUCAUAAUCAAUUUGCUGCGUUAGGAAAUGGCAAGCGAAUUUGUCUGAAUAUUUUACUUCCAUCCUGUUUUUUAAUUGGCUAAUGGAAUCUACACACUAGAAGAAUUUAUGUCCAUAUUGAAGCAAAUAACCUAAGCUUGUGUAAGAAAAAUUCUUCAAUAUGGACAUACAUUUCUCUAGUGUGUAGAGGCCAAAAAACGUGAAAUUAUUCAAAGUUUUAACCAAUCGGAGAACACAAUGUGAAUACAAUAUUUUCCGGGAUUAAAUAUUGCACUUUAUAAUUUAUGGCCUCUACACACUAGACAAAUUUAUGUCUAUAUUGAAGAGUUUUUCGUACACAAGCGUAGGGGAAUUUGCUUUAAUAUGGACAUAAAUUGCUCUAGUUCUAGUGUAUAGAUGCCAUUAGAGAUACCCGGUUUAGAACUGCCAUCCACAUGCAUUUGUCGAGUGAAUAAUAAAUUUAAAAAAAACUUAUGUCUGUGUGAUAAUUCCUCUGAUAAAUGCAUAAUUAUAUAUUUUUGUUUGACAGUAGUUUCAAAAUUUAUUUCCAGAUAUAUAUCAAAAACUUGACGAAAAAUUAUGCCAUCAUUUUGGUUUGAGAAAUACAGAAUAUUACACUGAGAAAAAAAGAGGGUGCGAUUAACUUUUUUUCCUCAUAACUUUAACACUUUUUAGGUGUAAAAAUAUAUCAACAUUUUUAAAUGUUAAUUUUACACCUUAUUAAGGGUAAAAUUAACAUGAGAAAGGGUACCUUUAACCCCUAAUACACCUAAAAAGGGCAAUAUUUACACCGAUUUUCGAUCAAUUACUGCAGGGUAAAAUUAACAUUUCCGGAAUGUUAUUUUAACUUUUUCGGAUUUCUCUCAGUGUAUGAACGAUAUAAGAACUGGGCCCCAAAUACUUCUUGGUUUAUUUAAGAACAAUUCGAUGUCAAUUGUAGCAAUUGACAACGCAAUGACCCAUAUGGCAAGUGGAGUGACCCAUAAUUUAGUACUGACAAUUGGUUGCCUUUUAUUUACUAAACUAACAAUUCGGUGAAAAUUUUGGAUUUGCUUUAAAGCUUCUACAUUGUAGGAAGUAGGGCGUCUUUGAAUUGGUUCACCAUUAAAAUGGGGCUAUUUUUUGUACUAUUUCUAAAUAGAACUGAGCCUUAUCAAGUGCCAUUUAAAAAAUAGGACAAAAAAACCCUAUUUCAAAAGUACUUCUAUUCAAAGGUGGCCCACUUCCCACUAUUGAGAGAAUAUUUGUCCAAAUAGAGCAUUUUAAUGAAAAUCUCAUCAAUAAGGGCAAAAAGUAUCAAAUUACUCCAUUUGGAUGAAAAUAUCUCAGAAUUAGUAUAGGUGCCAUUAGAAGCUUUCACAAGAAACAUUUUACCUCAAAUAUAGACUACACAUGGCUCUUCGUUAUCCGGCACUUCGUUAUCCGGGUGACAGCUGCCGAACGCUGGCGGUUGAUAUAUUCAAAACGAUUUUUUUUUACGAAACAUGCAGUUUGUCUUGAAAGAAUUAAUGUGUUAUUUUCAUUUUAUCAAAAUUUUUGACACACAAUCGUGCUACAAAAUGAAACAUAAACACACCACAAAGAAAAUGUUGUUGUUUUUCGACAGAAAACAAAUUUCCACAGCAGAAAAUAUAAAAAACGUUGACCAGAUUCAAAAAACCAAAAUGUCAUUUUGUCCCCACGUCAGCCGAAUAACGAAGAGUCGAGUGUAUGAUAAUAACACUAUGGUUAUGAGAAAAGUUUAAAGUGAAAUUCCUAAAAACGUAUUUUUCAUCUGCCAAUAUAGAGGGAAGUUGGGAACCUUUGAAUUGGGGGAUUUUUGACAAGGGAGCAUCUAAACGGGGGGAUUUUAUUUUGAAAUCGCAAUAUUUGACACAAAAGUCCCCCAUUGAGCUUUAGACCGGUGCAUUUUUGCCUAUCUUUUGGCGCUUAAAAUCUCCCUCUUCAAAAGCUCUUUUGUUUAUGUUCGAAUAUUUUGACAUUUCAAUCGAUUUCAAAUCUUUUUUUUUGUUUUUCAAGAGAUGUUUUUCUCGUGAUCUAUUUUCAAAGUUAUUAAAAAUCGAAAAGCAGGUGAAAUAGGGACACGGUAUCGAUCUCUCUUCUGAAUGUAUCGUUUAAUCUUCUUUUAAUAUGGUCGAAUUGUUAAAUAGACAUCCUUAAAUAGAAUUAAAGAAAUAGUUAAAUAAAAUAAAGUUGAUUUAUAGAAAAAUGAAAACUUAGGAUAUUUUCUUAAUUUAGCAACAAUAUUGGCAUAAAAUCCUGCGGUAAGACGGUUUUGAUAUAGAGGCUGGUUGCCCCAUCUCCUCUUCCUUAUAAAGUGUUUGUCACUAGGCAUAAAUAUUAACUUUACCACUCUUUAACAAAAUCUUUGAUUGUAAAACACUGUGUGAUUGACGUUUGAAACGUUUUGAAAUAAAAUAGAUAGUCUUCCAGACUAUCUAUUUUAGUUAGAGCCCACUUGGAGAAUUUAUAACAGAGGGUGGAGAAAAUUUAUCUCAGGCAUGAACCACUAGGGGAGAUUUCCCGAGACUCACCGGUGCAUAGCACAGUGAGGUGCAUUUUCGAAAUCUCCCCAUAUAGAAAACGCCUAAUCGGUGUGUUUCUCCUAUUUUUUUUUUAUAGAAGGAACUGGACUUCACCAUGAUAUGAUUUAGCUCAACAAACCAUUUUUUAAGCCAAAUUGUAUUAUUAAAAACCUCAAUUCGUUUUACAAAUAAAAGAAAAAACCCAUUUUCAAAGAGAUUCCAAUUCAAAGGUGCAUCACAUUUACUUAUAAAGAUGCUUAAUGGCAUCAAUACAUUGUAAGAAAUUUUUGACAAAAUGAAGCAUUUUGACACUUUUAGACCAGGGCUUCGAGCACAUCUUCAAGUAAUUUACUUCAAAAUGCUCCAUUUUGAGGAAAAUAUCCCACAAUGUGUAAUGGCCUCUACAUACUUGAGAAAUUUAUAUCCAUAUUUGACAGGUUUUCUAAGAAACGUAGGCAAUUUCCUUCAAUAUGGACAUGAACAUCUUUAAUGGCGUCUGCACACUAGAAAAAUUCAUGUCCAUAUGAACAUGAAAUAACCGUCAAAUAUGGACAUAAAUUUCUCUAGUAUGUAGAUGCUAUUAGUGUGCAGAGUCCAUAAUGGCGUCUACACAUUAGUAGAAAUUUUUUUUAAAAAAAUACCUUUUUAAAGAAAAUUUCCCCUAUCCUUGUAGGCAGAACGUCAGAAUUUUUUUUAAAAAGGCAUUUUUAGAAAAAAAAAAUUCUAGUGUGUAGACACCAUAAGUCUCUGUCCUCCGAAUUUCAGUGAAAUUGACGAAGGUGUUAGCUUCACCAGGAGAAUUGCAACAGCUGUGACUAUGAAAGAAUUAUUGCUGGAAUUAUUGAAUCAAUUUUUGCGACAUGUUUAGUGCAUAAACCUAAAUUACAAAUUUCCUCUCCAAUUUGUCCACCCAUGAACCGGCCACUGUAUUUUGUUUUCUUUUAUUGCCAUAAAAUAUAUAUUUCCCUCGCAAGUUCUCCAGAAAGAAGAAAAAGAAAAAAAAGGAACAAGACAUGCACAAAGCAUAAAUGAAAAUAAGAAAGUCAAAAGAGAAUUUUAUACGAAAGCAAAUCAUUGCCGUUGAUAGAGUUCAACAUUGUUGAUUGUUUUUUAAAUUGUAAUUUUCAAAUAUAUUUUUCCGUGAAAUCUCAAUCGAUGAGGAAGAAAAAGGCAAAGAAAAAAAAUUAGGAGAACUAGGUGAAAAUAAUGUUAAAAAAAAAGAAAUGAGAAGAGGUUAAAUCACAUAAAUUCUUUUCUCACCAUUUGCUCUUUUUUGUAAAUAAGAAAGAACAUAAGCGUUGGGUUUUUUGAAAGCGAAUAACAAACCAACACAUGCACUAAAUUAAAAAGAUAAAACAAGUUAUUAAAGAAAAAAAAAUCAUAGUGAGUAGAAGUUUUUAAUAAAUAAACAUGAUAAGAGGAAGAAGAAAUGAAGAAAAAAUAUAUUAACUAUAUUUAGAGGUAUUUUAUUUAAUAUUUAAAAAAAAGUAUAUUGUUCAAAGUUCAGUCAAGGAGCGAAAGCAAAGAAAUGCAGUGGAGAAAAUGUUACCAAUAUAAGAAAAAAAAGAGUGGAAUAACGAGAGGAAGAAAAUUCAUUGUAAAGCAUUUUCGCUAUUUAUAGAGAUGAAAUAAAAAAAAAACAAGAAAUGAAAAAUGAGACACAAGCAAAAAAUAAAAUUAAUUUAUUGAAAAAAAGGUGAAAAAUAUUGACAUAUAGAAAUGAAAAAUAUAUUAUGAGGGAUAGAGGAAAAAAACUUACUAAGAAUAUUAGAAUAUAAAUUAUAUAAAGCCAUAUAUUUAUAUAAUUAAUAAGUCAUUUAUAAUAUGCAAGUGCUUCUUACAAAUAUAUUAAAAAGAAAUGAAAAAAGAUACUGCUUAGAUGAGUAGACAGUUUUGGUGUGUAAAGAUUUUACAAUUGAUUUUGAGUUUUUCAAAAAAAAAAAGUGUUUCAUUUUAUGCUCCAAACAUAGAAAUAUAGAAUCAUUAUACAGAAUAAUAAGACAAAUUGCGAUAAUUCUAGCAUUUUAAACAUUUUUACCGUACAAGUUAUUCAACAAGCAAAAGUAAAAGAACAAAGGGAAUAUAUUGAAAAUAUAAAGUUUACAUCAUUUCACAAUUUUCGAUACCAAAAAAAAACCAUCCUCAAUUAAUUCUUCCAAACAAAUUGAGUUUUUCCUCCAAUUUCCUGAGGAUAGUUUUGAAAUGAUUUUGAAAAAAAAAUCUCGGUAAACUCGAUAUUUUUGCUUCUGACGAAGAUAGAAGACCCUUUGACAUCUUUUUUAAAAAAUUUAAGGAAAAAAAAAGCCAUGAAAAGUUAAAGUAUGAUAGUGGUUUAAAUUUUAGGAUUUUACAUUAUUACAUUAUUAUUGAAUAGAUUUAUUGAUAAGAAUGCAGUCAAUUGUAUAGUAAUGAUGAACAAAAACAAAAAAAACUAAACUCGUAGUGAAUUAUUUAUAAAAAAAAAGAAAAUAGAAACUAAAAGGAUAAAAAAAACGGUUCUCUCCAAAAUAACCUUUUAGAAGAGUCAUCAAAUAGUUUUUUGCAAAUGAUGAAGAAAAAAAAUUCCCAAACCGAUAGCGGAAAUUCCAUUUACUACGUUUUUUCGAUAUUCUCUCUUGAUGAAAAACUGGAAAAAAAAAUCUAAAUAGAACUAUGAAAUAGUUUUAAACACUUAAAAAAAAAGAACAUGAACAAGUAAUUAUUACUAAUAUCUAAUGUACUAUUAAUAUUUACAUAACAUGCAAGGAGAGGAAAAAAUAGAGUAAAGAGUUUUCUUUGAAGUGCAAGAAUAAGCGCAAAGAAAAUCGUAAAUUAAGAAAAAGGGAAAUAUUGCAUUCAUUUGGAGCGAUUUUAUUUAACCUUUUGCAGAUUGCUUCAUAAUUAUCUAAAUGAUCUUUUUUCUCGUGGAUUUUGGAAAAUCAGUUUUUUAUGCCAAACAAAACAUUGAAAAAAAAACUAAAUGCAAGUUUAUGCUAAGCCCUAGACACACUUACGAGUUAAGCCGAGAGACUGAUUAACGUAAGCAAAUGAGUUAAUUGAAUCCCAUCAAUAUCUUACCAACUCAGCCGUGUCUCGAUUUAAGCUGAGAGACGAUUUAGUCUGAAACUUAUGGAAAUGCAAUUUGACCAUUAUUUUAAUUAUAAUUAUGUUAAACCGUCUGUCGGCUUAAGUCAGUUAAGUUAUACGGAUUUCAGACCUAAGGUUUAGCUAUAUGGCUUAACUACUCUAAUUUUUUAUCAAUUACGAUUUUUUGGAAAAAAUUUAACUUAGGAUUGGAUUAUUAAGAACAAAUAAUCUAUUAGGCUCUCAAAAAGUAAUAAAAUUGCUCGCUAUUUAAAAUUUUGAGACAUUAUGGAACUGGGUUAAACUUCUAGUCUGAAACCGGCCUUAGUGUGUCAAGGGCAUUUCUGCUUAAGACGAGGCAUGGUUUCGAAAAACUGAACAAUUUGAAUAAUUACGUUAAAUCGUUUCUCGGCUUAAACUGUAAGUCUGCACAGCACAUUACUCUUUAAUAAAAUAUAAUAUAAUAUUAUCAAUGCGACUUUAGGAUUUUAUUCUAUUGAAAUCAAAUUUACAAUACAAUCUUAUAAAAAAACUAAAUUUUUAUUGAUACCAUCAAUUUUUUUUUAAUAAUUCUCUUGGGAAUGUAAGCAGGGUAAUUUUAAAAAUUAAAAGUCGCAAAAAUCGUGUUUGCGAUUUUCAGUGACCUCCAUGAGAUUUUGAAUAAAUUAUAGUUAUUAUUAGAGGCAGUGCUUGUAAUUUCGGACGGUUUUUUGUACUUUCUUUUCAGAAGUAUUGUUUGGAACAUUGACAAGCAAUUUAUCGUUUUUGCUUUUCCGUGAAAUUAAUCUUAAUACGUUUAAAAAUGAAUAGAUUUUAAAUUCAGGCAUGAGUUUGAAUGCAAUUUUGGACAUUUUGCUUGUAAUUUUGGACAGCAAUUCCGCUUCAAUAAGAUGCCCAUUGUUGUUUAUUUCAAGAACCCAACCUACCAAGCCCUCUUCAUGUUUAUGAAAAUGAACCGUAGGAUGUCCCAAGAAGUCAGGAAACUUCCCAUACAAUUCAUAAAUGGGAGUUGAUUUCGGAUUCAAGUAUGCGCGGAUUCACGCAAUCCCUUACUUUUCUGGGACUCUUAAAGCAUUUUGUACUGGAUCUCGUUCUCAGAGAUGAUUCUCCUUUGUGUUUUUGGACAUUUAUACAACCUAAUCAUUAAAAAAAAAUGGUUGUCCAAAAUUACAAGCAUCACCUUACUCGUGAAUCUCUGACAAAAUUGUUUAAUUUCACACGAAAAACCGAAUUCACAAGGAAAAUUUCACUCUAUAAUGAAAAAAUCACUAUUAUUGUGAAUAAACACAAUAUUCAAUGAACACUUAAAAA
Molecule: messenger RNA, 13185 nt
Organism: Phlebotomus papatasi
Lineage: Eukaryota; Metazoa; Arthropoda; Insecta; Diptera; Psychodidae
Gene: Sema1a
Product: semaphorin-1A
Exons: 12
Coding region: 920-3502 (860 amino acids)
Biological process (GO): neural crest cell migration; negative regulation of axon extension involved in axon guidance; axon guidance
Molecular function (GO): semaphorin receptor binding; chemorepellent activity
Source: RefSeq, a predicted model, not a curated record